Hyaena hyaena (striped hyena) is the source of this 1762-nucleotide messenger RNA. RefSeq names its product leukocyte immunoglobulin like receptor A5 (gene LILRA5). The transcript is spliced from 9 exons. Gene Ontology annotation, biological process: cytokine-mediated signaling pathway. The coding region runs from base 121 to 1080 and encodes 319 amino acids. Gene Ontology annotation, molecular function: inhibitory MHC class I receptor activity. The record is from RefSeq and is a predicted model, not a curated record. NCBI's taxonomy places the organism in Eukaryota, Metazoa, Chordata, Mammalia, Carnivora, Hyaenidae.
CAUGAGGCCUCAGAGGAGCUGGAAUCCUCAUCCUCUGCAGCAUCUCUGGGCCCUGGGGACCCCGUGUGAGGCACUGAGGUCCCUCCCCGUACCCAGCUGGGUCCAGAGGCAGGAGAAGCCAUGACCCCCACCCUCACGGCCCUGCUCCUCCUCGGGCUGAGUGUGGUCCCCAGGACCCUAGUGCAGUCAGGGACCCUCCCCACACCCACCAUCUGGGCUGAGCCAAGCCCUGUGGUCCCCUGGGGGACACCUGUGACCAUCUGGUGUCAGGGAAUCCUGGAGGCCCAGCAGUUCUAUCUGGAUAGAGACAGACAAUCAGUGACCUGGGACAGACAGCCUGCACUGGAUCCCAGGAACAAGGUCAAGUUCUCCAUCAUAUACAUGACAGAGCAAUAUGCAGGAUGGUAUCGCUGUCACUAUCAAAGUCCCUCUGGCUUGUCAGAGCACAGUGAACCCCUGGAGCUGGUGGUGACAGGAUUCUAUCGCAAACCCAGUCUCUCAGCCCUGCCCAGCCCCGUCGUGACCGCAGGAGGGAAGGUGACCCUCCAGUGUGCCUCAUGGGAGAAAUUCGACAGGUUCGUCCUGAUGAAGGAAGGAGAACCCAGGCCCUCCUCGACCCUGGACUCCCAGAGACACACCCGUGGGCAGUUCCAGGCCCUGUUCCCUGUGGGUCCCGUGAACCCUGGGCUCAGGUGGACGUUCAGAUGCUAUGGCUAUUACAGCAACACCCCCCAGAUGUGGUCACUCUCCAGCGACCCCUUGGAGGUCCUGAUCUCAGGCCAAGAGAGGCCCUCUGACACCUGCCCACCCUUUGUCCCUCUCCUGGGUCUAAAGAUGCCAGGGCCCUCUGGAGACCCUGGCCCCUCACCCACAGGUCCCAGCUCAACUGCUGGAGCAGCUGGCACCAUCAGCCCAUCACAAGACAGGCCAGAUCGCAACACUGCCUCCCUCCCCAAAGAUCACACAGUGGAGAAUCUCAUCCGCAUGGGCAUGGCUGGCUUGAUCCUGCUGGUCCUCGGGAUUCUGCUAUUUCAGGAUCACUCCAGUCAGAGAGGAGUCAAAGAUGAAGCCAGGAGGUAAAUUCAAGAGAGAACAAUGCAACAAUCAGAAUGGCAGAGUCUGGGAAACACCUUGUGUGCCUAAGAAGUUCUGGAAUAAUAUGUUGGGCAUGAGCUGUGGGAACUGUCAACAUGCCCAGACCAGUCCUCAUACUCUGUGACAUCAUCUCCAACCUCCAAGGACUUAUUCCACAUACCACAUGACACAGUGGUCAAGUACAUAUCUUUUGUCAUUAUUUGACACCCAUCACAUUCCCAAGACUAAUAGUGAUCAGAGAACAGUAUCCAUGUGAAUUUAGCACGUACUUUAGUUUUCAUGCUUGGUACAUUGUAUGAAAUAUAGUUGACUUUUGUAUAUAUUCCUUGCCAGGAUGGAUGGAUUCAGGAUUGAUUAUAAAUGGAAAGACAGACAUAAAAGUUUACCUCUACACAAACAUAGCAAUCUGCAAUAAAUCAACUCAGCAUCCUCCGUGGCUGCCUUCACCUUGAAAGGUGAAUUAGGUCGCCUGCUCAGUCCUGGUACAAAGAUUUCCUGUUUUGUAUUCCACUCACAGAGACUUAGCAAAAAAGUAGUGAACUAACAUGAGCCCAUCAAACACAAAGCAAACUAUAGAGGCAGAGUCUCCUACAUGACAUGAGCAGCAUAGAAAACGAACAGGCAGACACUGAGGGAGGCAAACCAUAAGAGACUUUUAAAUACAGUG